This is a messenger RNA of Nerophis lumbriciformis (worm pipefish), 2805 nucleotides long. RefSeq names its product inositol polyphosphate-5-phosphatase E (gene inpp5e). The record is from RefSeq and is a predicted model, not a curated record. Gene Ontology annotation, molecular function: inositol-polyphosphate 5-phosphatase activity; phosphatidylinositol-4,5-bisphosphate 5-phosphatase activity. Gene Ontology annotation, biological process: phosphatidylinositol dephosphorylation. Gene Ontology annotation, cellular component: Golgi apparatus; axoneme; nucleus. NCBI's taxonomy places the organism in Eukaryota, Metazoa, Chordata, Actinopteri, Syngnathiformes, Syngnathidae.
AAGUCGCCGGGCUACUUUACGCGCAGCAUUUUAAGUGGGAAAAGGACGGUAAAGUGGGUGUAAAUCUUCCAUAAUAUCACAUUCGCGACUCUAAGGACACUUAGAACGGUCAAAUAGCCAUCUUAGCGUCAGUGGUUUUCACGGCAAAACGUUUUUUUUUUAAACAUUAGCUUAGCCGGCUAAUGUGAUACCGCUAACGUAAGUCUGUGUAUUUACUUCCAUAUUUAUAUAAAAAUGAUACGUCAUUCAUUUCUAGUUCGGUGAUGAAACAAGUGGAGUUUGCGUUUUAUGAAGCUAAAAAGGUCACAAUAGCCGUUUGCUGGCCCGAGCAUGUAGCUUAGCUUGUGGCUAACCACUAACAAGAAGAGACAUGACCGAGAAUGGCGUGGACAGCGGCCUCAGUCAGUCCUGUAACGGCUCGGAAACACUUGUCGGUGACAGCCGGGCGCCCAAGACCCCCUUGGUGGAUAACAAGCUCUGCAAAGACUUCAACGACACCAUCAAACUCCAGCAGGCUGCUCGCAAUGCCGCAGGGGACAGCCCUUAUCAGCCUCGGCCGCCCUCACUGCCCAGGACACGGAAGGGAAGAACGCCGGAGGAUUCUAUCCGAACCAGGAGACUGAGAUCCAGCCAGGAGAGCUUGAGCGACCCGGUGGGCUCGUCCACUGACUCCCUUAAGGAAGAUGCGACCGUUUCACCCACCGGCGGCUUCGCUCUUGGUCCUGCGUCCCCACUCAAAAGCGACCCAACCGUGGGUCUCGCUUCCACACCGGUACCCGUCGUCUUCCGUAAGAGAGGCAGCAGCCUGUCCGAGUACGAACACGGGCCGGUCCGCCAGCAGCAGCAACAACAAGACUCCCCGGAGCUCCGGCUGAGGUCCGCCCGAAUGAGGCUGUCCCCGCUGCAGCCCACCGGUUCUCUGCCGCCCCUCCAUCAGAACCUGGUGUCCACGGCCAUGAGGACGGCUAAUAGGAUUGACAAGGAUUGUGUGGAUUAUGGGACGAGAAGCGUGCAGAGGCUCCACCGGAAUCUGAGCGAGAGCCGGCUUCUGGACGACGCCCUGUCGGAUAGCGUGUCCGUCAACUCCAUGAGGUCCACCAGCAGCGUGCUGAGUCCCAUCAAGCCCCAGGAUGUGAGGAACAGGAGCUUCCUGGAAGGAGGCGGCUUGGGGAGCGGCGCCCUGCUAGGCGUGGAGGAGCUCACGCGUUACUUUCCCGACAGAAGGCUGGGGCUCUACAUCGUCACCUGGAACAUGCAGGGGGAGAAGGUGCGGGGCGGACCAGGCAAGGGUCUGCCAUCCAACUUGGACGACCUCCUGCUUCCCGCCGACUCCGAUUUCGUACAAGACUUUUACAUCAUCGGGGUGCAGGAAGGUUGUCCUGACAGGAGGGAGUGGGACACACGCCUGCAGGAGACACUGGGGCCGCACUACGUCAUGCUCCACGCGGCGUCACACGGCGUCCUGUACCUCACCGCGUUCAUCAGAAGAGACCUCAUCUGGUUCUGCUCGGAGGUGGAACACGCCACAGUCACAACAAGGAUCAUCUCACAGAUCAAGACCAAAGGGGCUGUGGGCGUUGCUUUGACCUUUUUUGGCACUUCCUUCCUCUUCAUCACAUCCCACUUUACCUCUGGAGAUGCCAAAGUAUACGAGAGGAUUCUGGACUACAACAAGAUUGUGGAAGCGUUAUCUCUCCCUAAAGGACUACCUGAUACCAACCCGUAUCGCUCCACCUCAUCUGACGUCACAACGAGGUUCGAUCAGGUCUUCUGGUUCGGAGAUUUCAACUUCCGGCUGGGUCACGACCGGGCCGGCGUGGAGAGCAUCAUCGAGUGUGCAGCGGGGGGUGACAUGGCUGCCCUGUUGGAGCACGACCAGCUCGCCAAGGAAAUGAAAGACGGUUCCAUCUUCAAAGGCUUCCAAGAGGCGCGCAUCCACUUCCUGCCUACAUACAAGUUUGACAUCGGCACCGACGUCUACGACACCACCACCAAGCAGAGGACGCCUUCGUACACGGACCGGAUCUUGUUUCGGACAAGAUAUGUAGACGACAUCCACGUCCUCAAAUACACCAGCUGCUCCAGCAUCAAGACCUCGGACCACCGGCCCGUUGUCGGCGUUUUCCACGUCAAACUUAAGGCGGGCAGAGACACUAUUCCUCUGGGAGCGGGCCAGUUUGACCGCGUCUUGUACCUGGAGGGCAUCAAGAGGCGGAGCACCAGGGAGUUGAAGAUGAGGGAGGCAAUGAAAAACCAAAGCAGCGUGUGCGCCAUCUCUUGAACUUCCUUCCAAAAGCACCUCUUGAGCAACAAGGAGGCGCUGUGAUGGUCAAUGAGCGGAUGCGCGCCCUCUGCUGGACAUGUGUGGAAACGGCGCACCCUCAGUAGAAACAGGUGGAAACGUGGCUGCACUUGAGGGCGGGAACCUUAACACAGCAGGCAGACCACUCCGAACAAGAGUGGCGACUAAUUUUUUUUUUUUUACUGCGUGUUUUUAUGAUCAUACAUCAGUGUUAACAUGCCUUGUAACUUUAAGUCCAUCAUGUGGAGCUGCUACAUUUGAUUGUGUAAUGUCAGGGUGAUGAAUGUUUGCAGACAAAACCAAACUGACUAUUUGACUACAUUCUUGUUGUCUGUCUCAUACUACUAUAAGUAUGUGUAGCUUUGGGUGCCACUAACAAUCCAUGUCAUGAAUUUCCCUGUAAAAAGACAAAAAGUGCCUGUUUGCAUUUUCUCAGGAUAUCUUUAUCCUCUUUUUUUCUUUUUAACAGCAAUCCUGUAAUUCCAAUAAAACAUUUUUUUUUU